Messenger RNA from Microplitis mediator, 2327 nucleotides. RefSeq lists its product as uncharacterized. The transcript has 3 exons. The record is from RefSeq and is a predicted model, not a curated record. Lineage: Eukaryota; Metazoa; Arthropoda; Insecta; Hymenoptera; Braconidae. The coding region runs from base 111 to 2159 and encodes 682 amino acids. Gene Ontology annotation, cellular component: MLL3/4 complex.
UUUAAAAAAAAUCCAAUAUGUCUUCUAUUGUUAAAGUCGCAAAUGGAAUGUUAAAGCUUCCAAUAAAUUUGUUUGAAUAAUAAAUAAACCCAACAAAAUAAUAAAUAAAAAUGGCUUCGAAAGCGCCUCGAUUACUUAUUAAAAUCGAUAAACUUAUACGAAACAGGAGCGAUUCAAAUUACAACUCAAAUACAGAAUACGGCUGUAUUUAUUUUCACACCGACAUAAACAACAGUUUCGACGUAGCCAGCUAUUCAACAGUUGAUGACAACCAUAACUUGAAUAAUUACUCAGAAGAAAAUUUGCUCCACGACUUGAAUGAAAUUUUAACCGAAGAUUUGGGUGACUCUGAUUUUUUUGCUCCCGAUAUAAACGGGUGUCCGACUUCACCUGUCGUUUGUAAACAAAAUGAUGUAAGUACUCCGCAUAUUAAUGAUUACACUGACUGUUCUCAACUAGAUUGUCCUCCAAUCGUUGUAUCAUCAUCACAAAUUUCAUUCCCAUGUAUUCAAGAAGAAAACAAGCAAAUAAGUAAUGACGUAAAUCCUAAUAAUCAAUUAAUUGAUACAGAGUACGAAGAUUAUUACUCAUUAGAAACUUACACUUCAAAUAGUUAUCACUGUAAUUCAAAUGUCAGCUCAAAUUUCAGUAACAUGGAAUUUAAUUCCAGUAAAAGUUUAUGUCUACAACGAGACUUGAGAGCUUCUGUAAUGGAGAUGACGAUUGAUAACCAGAUGUCAACUGUCGAUCCUGAAAUCUGUAAAAAUAAUAAUUAUGUCAAGUCACUUUUACAAAAAGAAUUAAAAGUUGUUGUAAAAAAGUUGACUGGUGAAGAACUAUCGGCUCGGAUCCAUGCCAGUAACAAUAAAAAUACCAUGAGCUGGAAGAAAGAAUUGAAAGUGUCUUUGAAAAAGAUGACCGAUAGCGAGAUUAUUAAUUAUACUAGAAAAAAUAAAUCAUCCAGAGAUGAUAAUUUGAAUGGUUUUGAUAUGACACACGACAGUGGAUAUUUUGAGAGCAGUUUUAUUUCAAACACUCGUGAUACUAUUGAGGUUUAUCAGGAUCCAGAUGCUGAUACUGUACUAGAUUCUUUGAUUAAAUUAUUUAGUAAUAUUGAUGAUAAUACAGAUGAGGAUGAAGGACUUGCUGGCAUCGACUGUUCUGGUCUUGAUGAUGUUUUGAAUUCAAAUGAAAGUCAUGAUGUUUUGUAUUUAAAUGAAAGUCGUGAUGAUCAGCCAGAUAAUUUAAAUAAUGAAGAAAAUUCUGUAGAUUUAAAUUAUAGUGAUGAUAAUUUGAAUGGUUUACAAAAAAAUGUAGAAGUAGAGUCUAAAAAAAAUAAUUCAAAUAAUCACAAAAAACGUAAAAUUAAAGAUAAGCGUUGUGAGUAUCGAUGUGUAAAAAAAUUUGUCUACGAUUUUGGGUUACUGGGUUUCAAUGAUAAUGGAGAAGCCUUUUUCAGCGAUGAUUUAGUUCCUCAAAUUAAAAGUUAUCGGAUAUACGAAUCAGAGGAAGUCACAAUAAAGCGUUCGAUAAGAAUUGAAACUUCAUCGAGUCAUAAAAUUAUUUUUGUAGGAAAAAUUAUUGUCAAUGAUAGUUAUCGGCAAUCUAUUGAAAGUAUUGGUGGAAAAAUUGUUGAUGAUCCAAAAGUUGCUACGGUAUUGGUUGCUAAGAAAAUUAGCAGAACUGUAGAAUUUCUGUCCGCAAUUUGUCGAUCGAUUCCGAUUGUUUCUGUCCAAUGGAUAGAGGAUUCUUUUUAUAACAGAAAAUUUGUUGAUCCAAAGAAUUAUUUGCUGAAAGAUACUGUGACAGAAAAAAGAUAUGGAUUUCGCUUGGAAACGAGCUUGGAGAGAGCGAAAAAGAAGAGAAUUUUUGAAGGAUAUACUUUCGUUAUUACUUCGGGCAUUCAAAAAAUGAGUUUUGAUCAAUUAAAAUAUCUAAUUGACGUAGCCGGUGGUAGAGUUUUUAAAAGCAGAUCAAAAAUAUGGAGACCACAUACAAUUCUGGUGUCUUGCAGUAACGAUCGUAAGAAAGCUGAAGAAAUGUUUAAAAGAAAACCUGAUUAUUAUGAAUGUGUCGUUAAAUUGGACUUCAUUAUAGCGAGUUUGCUUAAACAGCAAAUACACACUAAUCAGUACGCGUUGAAAUUUAAUACGAGAUAAAUGUUAGUUUUAAAAAAAUAAGCCACUGACAUUAAUUUUUUUUUUUCUUUUCAUUCUAAAUACUAAAAAAUGUAACAUAAUUUCUCGAAGAACUUAAAAUUAAAUAACUAAUUAAUAAAUUUGAAAAAUUAUAGAGUACUGAUGAUAAUAUAAAAGUAAACACUUAGU